Coregonus sp. 'balchen' is the source of this 19717-nucleotide messenger RNA. The record is from the annotation of a GenBank genome assembly. Lineage: Eukaryota; Metazoa; Chordata; Actinopteri; Salmoniformes; Salmonidae.
AUGAACCUGACCACCCUUGGCGCCCUGGGAGGGUUGCCACGGUGACUGUGGCAACUUAAAGAGGGUGUAAAGGUCAGGUCAGCGGCGUGGUUAUAGGGAGAUUUUUCCUCUCCACUGAUCUGGAGCCAGAGGGAUCUGGCAACACAUGCUUUGUUUGCCCCCAAAUCCAUCCUGAGCUGUCUGUUCUGUCUGCCUGCUCCACCACUACUACCACCCAAACAACCUCCUUUCCCUCCAUUACCCUCCCUCUUCUGCUCUGUUCAAAUGGGCUCCCACCACAGUGCUGUAAAGCUGCAUUACAUUGGCCUUAUUUUGGACAGGUGUUUGCGAAAGUGAAACCUCUCUUACACACACACACCAUUAGCCUCCCCCUGCCUCACAUCUUCCUCUCUGACAAGAGGUUUCAACUCGCUAUUUGCAUUUGAUGUUUGCUCCAACAGAAUCGGUCUAACGGACACCAAAACACAUUGAGACAAUAUUUUACUGUAAUAGAGGACAAGUUAACUUUUCUAACGAUACCCUUUUUAUGUCUCAACUACUUAAAUUGUGCAUAGAGCAGACACUACUAAAACGAGAGUAUCAAUGAAAAUUGAUUUUGGAAAAUGUAUGCUCCAUUUGUCGUGCACGGCAUUGGGGUACCAUGUAUCGCUAGCAGCACUUUGUGUUUUAUAAAUGUGCAAUAACCAUAAAGCACAAUUUUAUAAGGAAUUGGCAACUCGUUCUCAUUCUGAGAAAUAAGGUAGGCCACUUGAUUUCAACACCUGAACAAAGUGGACAGGCUAACAUGCUUUUCAAACAGUUAGAGACAAGGGUGUGUUAAUAACAAUUCAACUGUUCAAUCUUGUUAUCUAGCAAAUAGAUCCAAGUUGGCUAAACUUGAAAUAUAAAGAUUACCUGGCUAAUCACUAGCAUGUGGACUUGAGCGAUUGUUGAUGAGACCUGUGUUCAUUAGUUAGUCAUUAUUAUUGAAUGUGCAUUAUGCAUGGUUCUAGUUAAAUUUGUAACAAAAAGGCAUUUUCAUAAACAGAUUUGAAAGCCAGAUCAUUGAUUAUUGCACACAAAAAAAGCAGGUUAAACUAUUUUUUAUAAAAUAAUUACAUUCAUAGUGGGUCUUAUGGUUGUGGAAGGCUUAUAUUUAGCCAAGGUAUAACUUCACAAGCCCUGAAUUCAUUUGAUUAUUGCUGACUGUUUGAAAUGCAGUGUAUUUGACCUUUAGUUGUACAACAAUGCUUAUUCAGAGAAAACAUUUAAAAAAUUGAGAUAUAUAUAUAUAUAUUUAUAUAAAAAAAAAAACUAAAAAAAACAAGAUAUGAUUUUUAGGCCAUAUCACCCAGCCCUAGCCACAUGUCGCAAGGAUCUGUACACAAUUCCUGGAAGCUGAAAAUGUCCCAGUUCUUCCAUGGCCUGCAUACUCACCAGACAUGUCACCCAUUGAGCAUCUUUGGGAUGCUCUGGAUCGAUGUGUACGACAGCGUGUUCCAGUUCCCGCCAAUAUCCAGCAACUUUGGAUAGCCAUUGAAGAUGAGUGGGAAAACAUUCCACAGGCCACAAUCAACAGACUGAUCAAUUCUAUGUGAAGGAGAUGUCGCGCUGAAUGAGGCAAAUGGUGGUCACACCAGAUACUGACUGGUUUUCUGAUACACAACCCUCACUUUUUCUAAGGUAUCUGUGACCAACAGAUGCAUAUCUGUAUUCCCAGUCAUGUGAAAUCUAUAGAUUUAGGGCCUAAUGAAUUUAUUUCAAUGUACUGUUUUCCUUGAAUGAAAUUUUUGCAUGUUGCGUUUAUAUUUUUGUUCAGUGUAGGAAAUGGAAUGAUUGUAAUUGAUGGGUUUAUGUUAGGUUUAUGCUGUGUAUAAUAUAUAGCCCAUAUUCAGCUUAUAUUUGAAUGGCAGUGGUUUUAGAUGCCACUCUGUCUUUGUGAAUGAAGAGAGUCAGACACUGUCUUUCUUCACUGUUGGAAACCUGUCGGCAAAUCACAUGCCUUGAGUUGUCCUCGUUAUUAGUGCACGUGCAGUGUUUGUGUGUGCACACAUCUGUCAUGUGAGAAGGGAGAUGAGACUUAAGAGUACUCUUAUGACAGACAGUCAGUCAGAGCCUUCUGAAUGGAGAUAAAUGUCAAAUGACACAACCAUACUUCACCUUUCAAACUGGAGCAGAGCAGCGCUCCCCAACAACAACGUGAUAGGGGAUGACACCAGGAAUAGAUAACAUGACAUCACUGCACAGCUCCGGAGAUGAUAUCUGUCCUAACUUUAUGGAUCAGCCUCAGUGUCUGUCUGUUUGAGCAGCACAGCUUUGAUACCAAGCUGGCAAAUAUCUUGUUUGGGUGUCACAUAAAUGCAGGCCUAGCAGCCCCCUCCAGUACUCCCUGUUCCCCCAUGACUGCGUGGCCAAGCACGCCUCCAACUCAAUCAUUUGCAGACGACACAACAGUAGUAGGCUUGAUUGCAAACAAUGACGAGACAGCCUACAGGGAGGAGGUGAGGGCUCUGGGAGUGUGGUACCAGGAAAAUAACCUCUCACUCAACGUCAACAAAACAAAGGAGAUGAUCGUGGACUUCAGGAAACAGCAGAAGGAGCACCCCCCUAUCCACAUCGACGGGACCACAGUGGAGAAGGUAGAAAGCUUAAAGUUCCUCGGCGUACACAUCACUGACAAACUGAAAUGGUCCAACAGCGAAAUUUGGCGCAACAGCGAAAUUUGGCUUGGCACCUAAAACCCUCAACUUUUACAGACACACAAUUGAGAGCAUCCUGUUGGGCUGUAUCACCGCCUGAUACGGCAACUGCACUGCCCGCAAUCAGACUAAUAAAUAGCCUUCACUAGCACAUUAGAGGUUGCUGCCUAUAUUCAUAGAUUAAAAAUCACAGGCCACUGUAAUAAAUGGAACACCAAUCACUUUAAUAAUAAUGUUUACAUAUCUUGCAUUAUUCAUCUCAUAUGUAUAUACUCUAUUCUACUGUAUCUUAGUCUAUGCCGUUCUGACAUUGCUUGUCCAUAUAUUUAAUUAUACAGUACCAGUCAAAAGUUUGGACACACCUACUCAUUCAAGGGUUUUUCUUUAUUGAUGACAGCUUUGCACACUCUUGGCAUUCUCUCAACCAACUUCAUGAGGUAGUCACCUGGAAUGCAUUUCAAUUAACAGGUGUGCCUUGUUAAAAGUUCAUUUGUGGAAUUUCUUUCCUUCUUAAUGCGUUUCAGCCAAUCAGUUGUGUUGUGACAAGGUAGGGGGGGUAUACAGAAGAUAGCCCUGUUUGGUAAAAGACCAAGUCCAUAUUAUGGCAAGAACAGCUCAAAUAAGCAAAGCGAAACGACAGUCCAUUACUUUAAGACAUGAAGAUCAGUCAAUCCGGAACAUUUCAAGAACUUUGAAAGCUUCUUCAAGUGCAGUCGCAAAAACAUCAACCGCUAUGAUGAAACUGGCUCUCAUGAGGACCGCCACAGGAAUGGAAGACCCAGAGUUACCCCAGUUCAUUAGAGUUACCAGCCUCAGAAAUUGCAGCCCAAAUAAAUGCUUCACAGAGUUCAAGUAACAGACACAUCUCAACAUCAACUGUUCAGAGGAGACUGUGUGAAUCAGGCCUUCAUGGUCUAUAUGCUGCAAAGAAACCACUACUAAAGGACACCAAUAAGAACAAGAGACUUGCUUGGGCCAAGAAACACGAGCAAUGUACAUUAAACUGGUGGAAAUGUGUCCUUUGGUCUGGAGUCCAAAUUGGAGAUUUAUGGUUCCAACCGCUGUGUCUUUGUGAGAUGCGGUGUGGGUGAACGGAUGAUCUCCGCUUGUGUAUUUCCCACCGUAAAGCAUGGAGGAGGUGGUGUUAUGGUGUGGGGGUGCUUUGCUGGUGACACUGUCUGUGAUUUAUUUAGAAUUCAAGGCACACUUAACCAGCAUGGCUACCACAGCAUUCUGCAGCGAUACGCCAUCCCAACUGGUUUGUGCUUAGUGGGACUAUCAUUUGUUUUUCAACAGGACAAUGACCCAACACACCUCCAGGCUGUGUAAGGGCCAUUUUACCAAGAAGGAGAGUGAUGGAGUGCUGCAUCAGAUGACCUGGCCUCCACAAUCACCCGACUUCAACCCAUUUGAGAUGGUUUGGGAUGAGUUGGACUGCAGAGUGAAGGAAAAGCAGCCAACAAGUGCUCAGCAUAUGUUGGAACUCCUUCAAGACUGUUGGAAAGCAUUCCUCAUGAAGCUGGUUGAGAGAAUGCCAAGAGUGUGCAAAGCUGUCAAGGCAAAGGGUGGCUAUUUGAAGAAUCUCAAAUAUAAAAUAUAUUUUGUUUGGUUUAACACUUUUUUUGGUUACUACAUAAUUCCAUAUGUGUUAUUUCAUAGUUUUGAUGUCUUCAGUGUUAUUCUACAAUGUUGAAAAUAGUAAAAAUAAAGAAAACCCCUUGAAUGAGUAGGUGUGUCAACUUUUGUCUGGUAUUGUAUAUUCUUAAUUCCGUUGCUUUACUUAGAUUUGGGUGUAUUGGGUAUAUGUUGUGAUAUUACUUGUUAGAUGUUACUGCACUGUCGGACCUAGAAACACAAUCAUUUCGCUACUCCCUCAAUAACAUCUGCUAAACACGUAUGUGACCAAUAACAUUUGAUUUGUAAUAGAACUAAGAUGUCAUAAGCAAGCUUCGCCCUCGUGUAGAUCUGUAUGUGCUUAAGGUAACUCCUCAAUCGUUGACUAUCGUCAUACAUGACAAUGAAUUGGUGAAAGCGCAUAUAUUAAAACAUUUUUCUUCACACAAGCCAAACAAGUUACAUCAAUAAAGACAACACCUUAAAAGACAGAAUCCUAAUUGCCGAACCCAUAUAGUAUCAGGAUGGUAUUGUUGAUCCACUUUCACCUCCAAAUGGAGUGUUUUGAACAGACUGUGGGAAGUUUAGCCUGUAGGUUCCCCCCCGGCCUUUCAUGUUAUGUGGAAUUUGGUGGAACAGCUGCUUCCAAGAGGUUAUCAUUCUCUGUCAAUGUACAAAAUAACUUGUGUCAGGUGGGGGUGGCGAGGGAGCCCCCCUGUAAACACAGGUGCAUGCACACACACAGACAGUACAAAGAGACUCACAUACACAUUUAGAUCUUUAUUGACAAACAAACUACCAAAUACACACGCACACACUAGGGCCCACUGACCGGGCUCUCUUCAUGCUGUGUGGAUUAAAGCCCCAGCCAGGGCUCUGGAUUCUGUCCAGUGCUGUCUGAGUGUGUGUGGAUCAUAACAGAGUGGCCAAGUAGUGUUUCUCUCUGUCUCUCUCUCAUCCCCCCCUCUUUCUCUCUCUUUCUGUCUCCCUCUCCCUUUCUCAUCCUCUCUUCUCUCUCUCGCCCUCUCUCUCUGCCCUCGCAGCAGGCCAUGACUUGUUAUCUGAUGAUCUUUUCCAGAUAGCCACUGAGUCUACUGCUCUCUCUGCUCUGUGCUGACCACUGGCCAGAGGAAGUAACAAAGGUGAAACGGCAGGUGUUUUUUAACAAACAGCCAGUGGUGGUAGGAUAUUGAUUUGCUAUGCUACAGAGAUAGGGAAGGAAGUAAGGACCGUUGUUGAAUCAAGGGUUGGUCUGAUGUGAGCCUGACAGGCCUUGGUCUCGGACAGCUCAAAGCUUUGCCAACUUCAACUUUCAAAUUCCUGCACAUUGCCAUUUGAAAAGGAAUGCAUUUGAACUUCUUUGCAUUGUAUUCUCGGUACCUGUGAUCAACUUGAAGAGAUGCUUCACGAGACGUUGCUUUUGAUCAACAGAAGUUAGUGUUUUUCUUUAUCAGAGAACAUAAAAUAAUCUCUAAAUGCACAACCCCUUGUAGCUGGUGUUCCAUUGAGUUAGAAUAUGUGCACACGCUCUUUAGAAAGGAAACGUCUAUACAUUAUUAAAGGGUGCACAUCUAUUGCAGGGUUCCCGUGCACAUCUAUUGAUUGAAUUAGAGAUGCCCUUUAAAGGUGUCUUUCUGUCUCUCGCUCUCACAUUCUCUGACAUUGAGGUGCUUGCUGCUCCAGUUCCCCAGGUACUCAAGAGCUGCACAGAGUUUAUUGAGAAGCAUGGCGUGGUGGACGGCAUGUACCGCCUCUCUGGAAUCGCCUCCAACAUCCAGAAACUACGGUAAGACACACACACCCUCUGUCUCUCUCUCACACACACACACAGACUUGGCAGCGCUAUCCGUUAAACAUGGGUCUGCCUCAUAGGGCGUUCAUAUAAGUAAUCUCAAGUGUACACCCGCCACCAACUUCUGAGAAUUUGUUCAGCCCCCGGUGCUGAGCGAAAACAAAGGUGUUAUAACAACAUGGACCUUGACUACCAGGUGCCAUUGUACUCAAUCAAUAUCAGUUAAUGUUCAAAUGAAUACAACUCUCGUCACAUGAAGUAAGGGGUGGUACCUAACUCCCAAAGAUAAUCCACGUAUGCCAUACAUCACAUAAAAAUUCCAUCAAAGAUUACUGGCACUGUAAACAAAAAAUCCCAUCAUAUUUUCCUUAGCAUGCUAUAUGUGGAUUUACCUUUGUGUGUCGGCACUGUGGGCAUCCCUCGACAACAACGUGUGUGGGUGCGUGUGGACAUCCCUCGUCAACCGAUUGACUGGCCAUAAUUUGUAGCAAAAGAUGAGCCCUAACUGUUCUCUUCCCUUCACAUUUUUGCACUGUUCGUUUUCACUCUGCCAACCGAGAACCCCGAUGUCAGCUCACCCUGUAAUUAUAACAUUUUGGACUGUGAAGAGGAUGGAAUGUUUGGCGUCUCGAAGCCAAGCGUGAUGUUCUUUUUUUGUGUGUAUUUAUGGGGCUUUCUUUUCUUUUUUCCCCUCCUGCAAUAAGUAUAACCCUUACCCUGCAAUAAGUAUUUACAUGGUUCAACUCAGGUCAGGAUUGAGAUUAAGGAACAGCCUCAAAAUUGAAAUUUCCAAUUGUUAAAGAUGCACUAUGCAGAAAUCGCUCCGCCAUUUCCUGGUUGCCACAAAAUCUGUUGCGUUAAAUAGGAAAUGUGCCCAUCUGGUCUUGGCAUGUGCCAACAGCUCGCAGAUGCGGGUAGGCUAGUCUACAUGAGGUUAUUAUGGAUAAGAGCGAGAAUAUUUGUGAAAUGGCAGUCAAGCAUCGAUCAUCAUGUCACCAGAAUAAGACCCUCGAUAUUUGUUGGAAAGGAGCAAAAAGCUCAUUACCUUUCACCACCCUGUGAAGUUAAUCAUAACUCAUUUAAUCUGUAGCCUAGUAAACUGCAUGGUUUCCCGAGUCGUAGUGGGAGAACCACACACCAUAAUCAUCGUGUUUACUUCGAUAUGAUGGUUCUUAUAUCAAUAUUUGCGUAUUAAAUACGUUUCCACUGCCAUUUCUCGCAUUAUUUAUUUUACUGACACAAAACAAUUGUCGGACUGACACCAUGUCGAACGAAUAAAUUAUCUGUCGCAUUUAUACAAUUGUACCGAAACUACCUGUUUCCACCACAGCUGUCCUGAUUAUUUUAUUUUUUUAUAUAUCAUGACUUUACAUGCAUAAAACUGGAUGGAAACGUGGUUUAUGUCUGUCUCUCUCAAUUCUCUUUCCCUCUCGCUCUCUCUCCGUCUCUUUCUCUCCCUCCCUCCCUCCACUAGGCAUGAGUUUGACUCAGAGCAGAUACCCGACCUGACUAAAGACGUGUACAUCCAGGACAUCCACUGUGUAGGCUCCCUGUGCAAGCUCUACUUUCGUGAACUGCCCAACCCCCUGCUCACCUAUCAGCUCUACGAGAAAUUCUCUGUAAGGACCUUCUCUUGGCACAGUAUAGGCACAGCACCCUCCCUGAGUGCACGUCUCCUCCACCCAAAAUAAAAACAUCACGCUUUCUCACACUAACAUGUUGCUGGAUGGUAUUUAUUAGGUUUCGCACUGUCCCGAGCUGGCGUUGAAUUUCCACGUCCAAAAUAUACUGAACAAAAAUAUAAACGCAACAUGCAACAAUUUCUAAGAUUUUACUGAGUUACAUUUCAAAUAAGGAAAUCAGUCAAUUGAAAUAAAUGAAUUAAGCCCUAAUCUAUGGAUUUCACAUGACUGGGAAUACAGAUAUGUAUACCUUUAAAAAAAGGUAGGGGCGUGGAUCAGAAAACCAGUCAGUAUCUGGUGUGACCACCAUUUGCCUCAUGCAGUAAGACACAUCUCCUUCGCAUAGAGUUGAUCAGGGUGUUGAUUGGGGCCUGUGGAAUGUUGUCCCACUCCUCUUCAAUGGCUGCGCGAAGUUGCUGGAUAUUGGCGGAAACUGGAACACGCUGUCGUACACGCCAAUCCAGAGCAUCCCAAACAUACUCAAUGGGUGGCAUGUCUGGUGAGUAUGCAGGCCAUGGAAGAACUGGGACAUUUUCAGCUUCCAGGAAUUGUGUACAGAUCCUUGCGACAUGGGGCUGUGUUUAUCAUGCUGACACGAGGUGAUGGCGACGGAUGAAUAGCAUGACAAUGGGCCUCAGGAUCUCGUCACGGUAUUUCUGUGCAUUUAAAUUGCCAUUGAUAAAAAGCUAUUGUGUUCGUUGUCCAUAGCUUAUACAUGCCCAUGCCUUAACCCCACCGCCACCAUGGUGCACUCUGUUCACAACGUUGAUAUCAGCAAACCGCUCACCCACACAACGCCAUACACCUGGGUCUGCGGUUGUGAGGCCGGUUGGACGUACUGCCAAAUUCUCUAAAAUGACAUUGGAGGCGGCUUAUGGUAGAGAAAUUAACAUUAAAUUCUCUGGUGGACCUUACUGUAGUCAGCAUGCCAAUUGCACGCUCCUUCAAAUCUUGAGACAUCUGGGGCCUCCCGAGUGGCACAGCAGUCUAAGGCACUGCAUCGCAGUGAUAGAGGCGUCACUACAGACCCGGGUUCGUUCCCGGGCUGUGUCACAACCGGCCAUGAUCGGGAGUCCAAUAGGGCGGCGUACAAUUGGCCCAGCGUCGUCCGGGUUAGGGGAGGGUUUGGCUGAGGGGGCUUUACUUGGCUCAUCACGCUCUAGCGACUCCUUGUGCCGGGCCAGGCGCCUGCAGGCUGACCUCGGUUGUCAGUUGAACAGUGUUUCCUCCGACACAUUGGUGUGGCUGGCAUCCGGGUUAAACGGGCAGGUGUUAAGAAGAGCGGUUUGGUGAGUCAUGUUUCGGAGGACGCAUGACUCGACCUUCGCCUCCCGAGCCCGUUGGGGAAGUGCAGCGAUGAGACAAGAAAUUGGGGAGAAAACGGGGUAAAAAAAUUGAACAUUUUAGUGUCCUUUUAUUGUCUCCAGCACAAGGUGCAACUGUGUUAUGAUCAUGCUGUUUAAUCAGCUUCUUGAUAUGCCACACCUGUCAGGUGGAUGGAUUGUCUUGGCAAAGGAUAAAUGCUCACUAACAGGGAUGUAAACAAAUUAGUGCACAACAUUUUAGAGAAAUAAUAUUUCUGUGCGUAUGGAACAGUUCUGGGAUAUUUUAUUUCAGCUCAUGAAACAUGGGACCAACACUUUACAUGUUGUGUUUAUUUUUGUUCAGUGUACAUUUUUCUAUCUCUGUGGGGUAAGUUCAAGACCCUUUCCAGGUUCAAGUGUCACUCAUCUAAAGGGUAAUAAGUACUGUAUUUAUGAGGAUGGUCUAAUAUAAUUCCACCUUCAGUGAUCUCAUUCUCAAUUCACCAAACACUACACUUUUGGAGGACUCAUCUUGGAAACCCCAUUCCAAAACCUAAGCACAUGGCAUCCACUUUAAACAAGUUUUACAAAUAAGACAAACCACACUCUCUCCGACUUGAAAUAAAAACCUUCACCAAACAAAAUAGUCUGGAUGUAAAUGUUUGCUAGUUGCUAUGGAAGAGAGGGGAAGGAAAGGGUGGAGGAGGCAGUGUUAUGUCCCUUUGGCUCAGCCAAGCUUUGUGCAAGUGCCUCCUCUCUGCACCGCCCCUGGCCGAAUAACUGCGUGGAGGUGUCGGGCAGUAAGCACUUCCGAACGCAGAGGCACUGACCCGUACCACUCUCUUCCCUCUCCCUCCAUCCUCCCCUCCGUCUUCCUCAUUCCUCUCCGUUCCACAGGAGGCAGUCUCCGCAGCUACAGAUGAGGAGCGGCUCAUCAAAAUACAUGAUGUCAUCCAGCAGCUGCCGCCGCCGCAUUACAGGUUAGAGCAGAGCCACGCUGCCCCCUGCAGGAACUCACAGGAUACAACACACAGUACUGUCUCCAUAACAGGAUGUCAAUAUAUAUUCUUUGCAUCGGAAGGGUGUCAUACAUAUUGUAUAUUAUGUUAUAAAAACAUAAUGGAUGGUUAUUGUAUUACACUCAUACAGUUUUAGAAUGGUAUGAUCUUAUACAAUUAGGUCAAAAGUUAUACAUCUUUAGAAGUAGUCAAAGAACACCUCACCUGGUUCAGAUAUACACUGCUUUUAUAACACUAGCGCAAUACUACUGAAGCUAAUGAGGCUCUAUGAAGUAGAACUGGUGUAAAUGAGUUGUGUGUUUCAUCCCCCAUCCUGUUCCCAGGACUCUGGAGUUCCUCAUGAGGCACCUGUCCCAUCUGGCCACCUUCAGUUACAUUACCAACAUGCACAGCAAGAACCUGGCCAUCGUCUGGGCCCCCAACCUACUGAGGUCAGACAACUUUGUUACUAUCUUGUUAAAUGUUAUUGUUCAUAUCUCACCAGUAUAAUCGAUAGAUUGAGUACAUGAAGUUGCUCUGAGUAACUAUAGUUGCAACUAUAGUCUUGUACCGAAAAUGGCUAUGUUAUGACUGAAUUUAAGCCACAAGAAAACAUCCCUUCUGCCUUUUUGUUGAAGCAUGAGUCGUUGUUGAAAACCAUUUGAAUUUGGUUGACUUUCCCAAUGGCUGAUCCCCCAUGUUGUUUCCCUACCGGUCUCCCCAGGUCCAAGCAGAUAGAGUCGGCCUGCUUCAGCGGCACAGCAGCCUUCAUGGAGGUCCGCAUCCAGUCGGUGGUGGUUGAGUUCAUACUGAACCAUGUAGACGUCCUCUUCAGCCCCAAGCUCAGCUCACUCAUACGGGAGGGAGCAGGUACGCAUGCCAACCUGUUGGGAGGUAAUCUAUGCUCACAGUGCCAUGGUGCAACUGAAUCUGGAGGAUUCUUUCUUAUACAGGAUUGUUCUUGAUUCUAAUUAUUGCCAGUGGCAUUUCUUUGUCAUGUCAUUUGUCAUGCACAAGCAAAUUGUGUGCAAGCAGAAUCUACCUGACCCAAGUCUCCCCUGACCCAAAGUUUCCUUUAAUUCAGAAAAAGUAGCUUACUCAGAACAACAACAUUUAUGCAAGUCAUUUGUCUCUUCCACAAACAAAGUGUACAUGAUGAUCAUUUCUCCCCUAGGACACAACUCGUUGUCGCGGCCCAAGUCCCUGCUGGUUUCAUCCCCCUCCACCAAGCUGCUGACCCUGGAGGAGGCCCAGGCCCGGACCCAGGCCCAGAUCAACUCCCCCGUCACAGCCGACAGCAAGUACAUUGAAGUGGGGGAGGGCCCGGCAGCCCUGCAGGGCAAGUUCCACACUGUCAUCGAGUUCCCUACUGAGAGGUAUGAACGUCCUGAGGCCCUGGUAUCUUUCUAACAGCCGAUGUUUGUCUAUGAAGUAUGGAAAUGGAGGAAGCAUAAAUGAAUGACGCGCUACUUAAAUGGAAAUGUUGUACCGUCAAACCAUGAACACAUAGUUAUAUUGUUUCAUACAGUGAGGGAAAAAAGUAUUUGAUCCCCUGCUGAUUUUGUACGUUUGCCCACUGACAAAGACAUGAUCAGUCUAUAAUUUUAAUGGUAGGUUUAUUUCAACAGUGAGAGACAGAAUAACAACAAAAAAAUCCAGAAAAAUGUAUGUCAAAAAUGUUAUGAAUUGAUUUGCAUUUUAAUUAGGGAAAUAAGUAUUUGACACUUCUGCAAAACAUGACUUAGUACUUGGUGGCAAAACCCUUGUUGGCAAUCACAGAGGUUAGACGUUUCUUGUAGUUGGCCACCAGGUUUGCACACAUCUCAGGAGGGAUUUUGUUCCACUCCUCUUUGCAGAUCUUCUCCAAGUCAUUAAGGUUUCGAGGCUGACGUUUGGCAACUCGAACCUUCAGCUCCCUCCACAGAUUUUCUAUGGGAUUAAGGUCUGGAGACUGGCUAGGCCACUCCAGGACCUUAAUGUGCUUCUUCUUGAGCCACUCCUUUGUUGCCUUGGCUGUGUGUUUUGGGUCAUUGUCAUGCUGGAAUACCCAUCCACGACCCAUUUUCAAUGCCCUGGCUGAGGGAAGGAGGUUCUCACCCAAGAUUUGACAGUACAUGGCCCCGUCCAUCGUCCCUUUGAUGCGGUGAAGUUGUCCUGUCCCCUUAGCAGAAAAACACCCCCAAAGCAUAAUGCUUCCACCUCCAUGUUUGACGGUGGGGAUGGUGUUCUUGGGGUCAUAGGCAGCAUUCCUCCUCCUCCAAACACGGCGAGUUGAGUUGAUGCCCAAGAGCUCCAUUUUGGUCUCAUCUGACCACAACACUUUCACCCAGUUCUCCUCUGAAUCGUUUAGAUGUUCAUUGGCAAACUUCAGACGGGCCUGUAUAUGUGCUUUCUUGAGCAGGGGGACCUUGCGUCCUUCACAGCGUAUAGUGUUACCAAUUGUUUUCUUGGUGACUAUGGUCCCAGCUGCCUUGAGAUCAUUGACAAGAUCCUCCCGUGUAGUUCUGGGCUGAUUCCUCACCGUUCUCAUGAUCAUUGCAACUCCACAAGGUGAGCUCUUGUAUGGAGCCCCAGGCCGAGGGAGAUUGACAGUUAUUUUGUGUUUCUUCCAUUUGCGAAUAAUCGCACCAACUGUUGUCACCUUCUCACCAAGCUGCUUGGUGAUGGUCUUGUAGCCCAUUUCAGCCUUGUGUAGGUCUACAAUCUUGUCCCUGACAUCCUUGGAGAGCUCUUUGGUCUUGGCCAUGGUGGAGAGUUUGGAAUCUGAUUGAUUGAUUGCUUCUGUGGACAGGUGUCUUUUAUACAGGUAACAAACUGAGAUUAGGAGCACUCCCUUUAAGAGUGUGCUCCUAAUCUCAGCUUGUUACCUGUAUAAAAGACACCUGGGAGCCAGAAAUCUUUCUGAUUGAGAGGGGGUCAAAUACUUAUUUCCCUCAUUAAAAUGCAAAUCAAUUUAUAACAUUUCUGACAUGUGUUUUUCUGGAUUUUUUUGUUGUUAUUCUGUCUCUCACUGUUCAAAUAAACCUACCAUUAAAAUUACAGACUGAUAAUUUCUUUGUCAGUGGGCAAACGUACAAAAUCAGCAGGGGAUCAAAUACUUUUUUCCCUCACUGUAAAUAUAAAUGAGUCGUGUUCUUUAGGCACCGAUUACAAAAGGACACAGGACUACUUGUUUUCCCAAAUUACUUUUUCCUUCUCUCCAUUCACCCCCUACAGAAAGAGGCCCCCCAUCAAGUCCAAAAAGUCUCCGGUGGGCAGCUGGCGCUCCUUCUUCAACCUGGGCAAGUCCUCGUCCAUGUCCAAGCGCAAGCUGCACCGCGAACCCAACGAAUUCAAGGCCAUGGCAGGUAAGAUUCCCUUUCCUCUUUCCACCCAAACGCCACCCAUCACUCUCUCUGGCCCUUCUCACAAAUAGACUAAAGUAGAAUAUACGGUGCCUUCGGAAAGUAUUCAGACCCCUUGACUUUUUCCACAUUUUGUUACGUUACAGCCUUAUUCGAAAAUUGAUUAAAUUGUUUUUUUUCCUCAUCAAUCUACACACACUACCCCAUAAUGACAAAGCAAAAACAGUUUUUCAGACCCUUUACUCAGUACUUUGUUGAAGCACCUUUGCCCGCGAUUACAGUAUCGAUUAUUCUUGGGUAUUUUUUUUAUGACACUACAAGCUUGGCACACCUGUAUUUGGGGAGUUUCUCCUAUUCUUCUCUGCAUUUCAAUUAACAGGUGUGCCUUCUUAAAUGUUAAUUUGUGGAAUUUAUUUCCUUCUUAAUGUGUUUGAGCAAAUCAGUUGUGUUGUGAGAAGGUAGCGGGGUAUACAGAAGACAGCCUUAUUUGGUAAAAGACCAAGUCCAUAUUAUGGCAAGAACAGCUCAAAUAAGCAAAGAGGAACGACAGUCCAUCAUUACUUUAAGACAUGAAGGUUGGUCAAUACGGAACAGUUCAAGAACUUUGAAAGUUUCUUCAAGUGCAGUCGCAAAAACCAUCAAGCGCUAUGAUGAAACUGGCUCUCAUGAGGACCGCCACAGGAAUGGAAGACCCAGAGUUACCUCUGCUGCUGAUGAUAAGUUAAUUAGUUACCAGCCCCAGAAAUUGCAGCCCAAAUAAAUGCUUCACAGAGUUCAAGUACCAGACACAUCUCAACAUCAACUGUUCAGAGGAGACUGUGUGAAUCAGGCCUUCAUGGUCGAAUUGCUGCAAAGAAACCACUACUAAAGGACACCAAUAAGAACAAGAGACUAUUUGGGCCAAGAAACACGAGCAAUGGACAUUAGACCGGUGGAAAUCUGUCCUUUGGACUGGAGUCCAAAUUGGAGAUUUUUGGUUCCAACCGCUGUGUCUUUGUGAGACGCGGUGUGGGUGAACAGAUGACCUCCGCAUGUGUAUUUCCCACUGUAAAGCAUGGAGGAGGAGGUGUUAUGGUGUGGGGGUGCUUUGCUGGUGACACUGUCUGUGAUUUAUUUAGAAUUCAAGGCACACUUUACCAGCAUGGCUACCACAGCAUUCUGCAGCACGCCAUCCCAUCUUGUUUGGGCUUAGUGGGACUAUCAUUUGUUUUUCAACAGGACAAUGACCCAACAAACCUCCAGGCUGUGUAAGGGCUAUUUUACCAAGGAGAGUGAUGGAGUGCUGCAUCAGAUGACCUGGACUCCACAAUCCCCCAACCUCAGCCAAAUUGAGAUGGUUUGGGAUGAGUCGGAAUGCAGAGUGAAGGAAAAGCAGCCAACAAGUGCUCAGCAUAUGUGGGAACUCCUUCAAGACUGUUGGAAAAGCAUUCCAGGUGAAGCUGGUUGAGAGAAUGCCAAGAGUUUGCAAAGCUGUCAUCAAGGCAAAGGGUGGCUAUUUGAAGAAUAUCAAAUAUCAAAUAUAUUUUCAUUUGUUUAACACUUUUUUGGUUACUAGAUGAUUCCAUAUGUGUUAUUUCAUAGUUUUGAUGUCUUCACUAUUAUUCUACAAUGUAGAAACUAGUAAAAAAUAAAGAAAAACCCUUGAAUGAGUAGGGGUUGUAAAACUUUUGACCGGCAGUGUAGAUUGCGGAGCAUGUUUUAUUUAUUUAAUCCAUUUUAGAAUAAGGCUGUAACGUAACAAAAUGUGGAAAAAGUCAAGUCAAGGGGUCUGAAUACUUUCUGAAGGCACUGUAUAUUUUGUCCUAAUGUAUGUAAACUAAUGCCGGUCUGUCAUGUUUCAGGAGGCAGGGGGGACACUGGGACGCUCCGAUCGGCCAAAAGCGAGGAGUCGCUCACCUCGCUACACAACGUUGAAGGUAAUGUUUCAUGGGACUUCUCUGACUUCUCUCCUCUGUAUGGCUGAGUGAGCCUAUUCUUGAGUGGCAGUCUGUGCUAUGGUCUAAGUAGUAAUGUAGUAGUAGAUCGUUUUCUCUAAUUAAAAACGUGACUUGUCUUUGAAUUGAUGAUUUUCCCAACCCCCGUAGGAGAGUCGAAGGUGUACCGUCCGCGGCGGCCCCGCUCCAGCAGCGACGCCCUCUCGACCUCCUUCAAUGGGGACCUGCUGGACUGCCACACCCGGCAGCACUGCAACUCCUACGACAACCUGACCCAGGGCCACAGCGGAGGCCCCACACGCGACAGCAACGGGGACGAGGGGCCCAUCUGCGUGCCCGUCCUCAUUUCGCCCCCGCGUUCGGCCGGCGAGGACGUGGACCUUAGCCCACCCGACAUCGGCAUGGCCUCGUUGGACUUUGACCCCAUGUCGUUCCAGUGCAGCCUGCCUGACUGCUCUUUCUCCUUCCCCCUGGGGCUGAGUGAUGUAGCCACAUGUGCAGCGGGUGAGAGCACCAGCGUGAAGAGGAGCCAAGGCGGUGUUGACAACGGCUCGGCACCAGUCUCACCCUCCUUCCUGGGGAAGUUCACCAUCCCCUUCCUGUCACCCGACCUCAGCCCGGCCACGAGAGAGAAAGCUGAGAGCAAGAAGCUGACCUGCUCCAUGUCUUUCCCAGACAAACCCUUACAGGCUGCGUCCCCAAUAAAGUCGAAGGCAACCAUUUUGGCUCCUCUGGCCAUUUCAGAGCCGUUUGCCAUGGAGUUUCCCAGUAAGCUUACAGAAAGCCACAGUGUUACCCAGCCUUCCCCCCCUCCCUCGGGACUGCCCAGGGACUCUCCUCCGUUAAUGGGCUCAGUGCUGCUGAGGACAGGGGAGCCGUCGCUGAGUGAGGCCUUCCAGAUGGAGCUGCACUGUAAGCCCUCUGCUUUCGACACUGAUAUCAACACUGAGAGCCAAGACUCAACAGGAGAGGAGAGCACUGCCCAGCAACCUUCAGCAACCAGUAGCCAGGAACAGCCAGGUCAGUGAUACAUACAGCCGCUACAUUGGCGUUGUUUUCACUUUAUUAUGUUAAAGGUAUAGUUCACCCAAAUUAUAAAAUUAUAUAUUAGUUUCCUUACCCUGUAAGCAGUCUAUGGACAAGUAGGUCUUGUCUAAAGACUGCUUACAGGGUAAGGAAACCAAUAUGUAAUUUAGGUGAACUGUCCCUCUAAAUAUGAUUGUCUUGUUUCUUUUUAGAGUAUAAGGCCUAUGUUUGAUUAUGCUUUGAUUGAUGAUGCCUGUUUCAUUUCUAGGUUUAGUUUCCCCGCCUCAUGCCUUUAACACCUUGCAUGGAUUUCAGCUCAGAGAAAUCUUUCCACAUGAUGUAGCCCGAGUGCCAUGCUUAACUCUUCCCCCUCUCUCCUACUCUUGAAGACCAAGCCUGCCUUUUUCUUUUUUUCCCUCGAGCGUGCUUUCUCUUCUCUCUCCUCACACUGCAGUUCCCUUCUGUUUUUGUCCCCAUCCCAGGAGCCGUAGCUAGUAUGGAGUCUCCAAAGGCCUCCCCCGGCCCUCUCAGCAGCUCCUCCGUGUCCCUCCUUCCUCCCUUGCCCCCUCAGAAGAACUCCGCCUGCAUGCUGGUUCUGGCAGAGUCCACCCAACAGGCCUCCAUCCUGACCCAGGGGUCCUCCCAGUCCCAGUCCCCCAUCAGGCCCAUGGAGCCCUCACACUCCCUGGACUGGACCCCUCCCCCAGCCCUGUGCCCCCAGACUGCCCUCAAGGAGGGACCCAGAGCAGGAGCAGCCCAAAACCCAACCCUAAGCCCAACCACCCCAAACAUCGCCCCUUCCUCCUCUCUCCCUCCCACCACCCCUACUGACAAACAGCCAAGCCAGUCAGCCAGCCAUCAGUCCAUCAGUACUUCUGCCAGUGCUAAGUCCCCCUCCACUCCUCCCGGAGCCAGCCAGGAUAUAGAUUUCACCCCACCAGCAUCCCCCCACCACCAGUGUCUCACCACUCCCUCCAGCCCUCCUGCCCAUGUGUCCCCCACUCGGAAGAGUCCAAAGAGGCAGCAGCCCGCUAUGGGCCAGGUAGCGGUCAGCAGCACUGGAUCCUCCACCACCACUCCCGGCAGCAAGGAGACAGGUGUCCUGCCACAGCCUGCUCCUGAGGUAAAUUGACUAUAAUGUGUCAUAUUUGCAGCAUAUCUUCGAUACAUUAACUAUAUAGCCAACUGGAAUUGUUUUUGGUUCAUUUUCAGGUCUAUGUAAAUGAUAGCGUCUGGUCGCCAACUAUUCCAAAACCCUCGGAGCAGCCAGUGGCAGUUCUGCAGCCUCAACCUCUGCCUCAAUCACAGCCUCAUAUACAGUCCCAUCCUCACCCGCAGGCCCAGCCGCAGUUACAGCCCCAUCCCCAGCCUAACGCCAGAGUGGCCCCCAUCCCAGCCGAGCAGGUGGAGAGACCAUGGGAGGCCAUAAAGCCAGUACAGCCCCGCAUGGAGCCUGCGACCCGCCAUCAUGCCCAUGGGCCAACGCCUCCCGUCCGCUCUAUUGAGAGCAAACUGGCAACCACCGUCCUCAGCCACACAGAGGCCGCCAACCCUACCAUCUUCCACAACAUCCUGGCAGAAGCCUCCACGCCUGAAGAGGCCCUCACCCGUCCUCCCCCUCCCCCGCUAAAGUCUUCCACCCACCAGUCAGCCUACCUCUACCACACCAAGGGAGAGGCCGCCUUACUGGAGCCUCCUGGGGAGGCCUACUACCACCAACGGGCCAUUCCCGUGGGGCAACCUUCAUACCACUACCGGCCAGACAAUGUUCCCCCACACCUCUCCUACGUCUCCAAGUCGGAGCCUCAGAUACCUUACAGUGCCCGCACGGACCACCGCUACAACACCCUGGCUCACUCCAGGUCCUACCACCAGUCCAUGAAGCACCGCGGGGCCCCCAGGAGUGGCGAGUACAUCUCCCCCAGCCUGGGACACCGCAGCCAGGUCUAUGGCCCCAUGGAGGGAGCCCCGGUCUACCCCACCAUCCGCAGAGUGCACUCGCUACAUGUGCCCUCAACCAUCCGUUCGGUGCCCAUCCAGCGGACCGAGGUGCCUCCAGACGACGAGCUCUUGUACUACCAGCGGCCCGUCUACCAGUGCAAGGCCUAUCAGCAGCAGCAGCUGCCGCAACAGUCCUUGCAGGCCGACUACCACGUCACCCAGCUCCAGCCUUACUUUGAGAACGGCCGGGUGCAGUACCGUUACGGCCCCUAUUCGCCUAGCGCCAACCCGCUGGACGCCCCUUACUACGACGUGGACCCCUACGGGACCAUCCGGAUGCGGCACUUCCACUCGUUCAGCAACCGGGACCUGGGGCCCACCCUCAGCCGGUCGGGGGGCAAGGCGGGCGGCUACCACUACCUGUCCCGCCCCGUCCUUCCUCCAGGGAAGGAGCAAAGCUUGUUCAGCAGAGACAUACCCCCGUGCCACAGCUCCAAGGGAACCGCCUUCUACUUUGCUUGGGACCCCGAGGAGUCGGGAAGGCUCCAGAUGCACUCCAGCCGCAGGGAGAGCCGGGCCAGGCAGAAGGUCAGGGGUCCCGUCAUGUCUCAGUAUGACAACGUAGGCCUGUUCAUGCCUGGUGACUUGGGGGGGUACGAAACCCUACACCUGCGCAGUAAGUCAGACCCCAGCAAAGCCUACGGCGUACCGCUAGGCUUCCAGCACGCUCCCCGAGCGUCAGACCCCGACGUCCUCAUGUACAUGGAGACAGAGAAGCACUGUCAGGGGACCGACACUGGGGACAAACAAAGCAGAUCCAGGACCUGCCAGGCCUCCCACUCGCACCAAGCCCAACACCCACCCCGCAACCAGUCUCAUCAGCAGGACCCCAGCCGACACAACCCAGCGGACGGAGCUCGGAGCUUCCAACCCCGCUACGAAUGGCCCGAUCCAGACCGGCAUCCAAACAUGGCCAAAACCCCCGGUGGUUACCAGGAAAAAGACGACCAGCAACAACAGUCGGCCCCCGUCAAAGCGCAGGCCCCUCCCAAGCCUGAGCGGUCGCAAAGCGUCCGAGAGCAGCAGCAGCACUACAGCCAAGCCACCAUGCCCGAACCAGACAGAGAAUACUCAUACCAGCCCCACGGUGGGCAGCAGAGACACAGCACCAUUACGGUGCAGUCCCACUACGACAACAUGGAUGACUACCACCCAGCAGCAGUACCUCAGCCACAGGCCCCCAUGCCAAACCCCCAUGGGGGCUCCUCUGGCUCUUUCCCCACCAACCCUGGCUUCACAGGUAGCCACAGCAACAGAGCGUACUCCACUGCCUUGGGCCAGGGUGCCUUCAUCCCAGCUGAACUGGCCCUGCAGAGGCCCGAGACAGAAAUACACGCAGAAUGA